This is a messenger RNA of Trichomonas vaginalis G3, 822 nucleotides long. RefSeq names its product protein of unknown function, DUF4106 family. The record is from RefSeq and is a predicted model, not a curated record. The coding region runs from base 1 to 822 and encodes 273 amino acids. Lineage: Eukaryota; Parabasalia; Trichomonadida; Trichomonadidae. The transcript has a single exon.
AUGGAAGUCAAUGGUGAACCAGAUAUAGCUGGUAUUUUAAGCGCGGCUUUAAUGCCAUUGAAAGAUAUGAAACAUGCAGAUAUUUUGGACCAGUAUGAAAUGAACAUGGCUGAUGGAAAUAUAACACCUGACGUUCUAGAACAUUUAUCUCAAAGAACUACACAGAACCAUAGAGAUGGUAUAUUUGGUGAAGAGUUUAGAAAGAAAGUUAGGGAGAGCGAAGGAAGAGAACCUAUUGUACAUGACCUUGCAAACGAAAGUUUACAAAAUGUCAUAAAAACUUACUUUGCAGACAAUGAACCGAGAAGGGAUGAAUAUUUAAGAAAACUCAAAUGGACAGUACCAAAUGAAAUGUUAGUAUUGAAAAACAUGUUCCUUGACAAAAUAAAACCAACUACAGAAAUAAACGACGCAAGACUGAAAGAUUGGGUAAAAGCUUUCCCAUUCACAAAAGAUAUAGUUGGUAACAUGGAAAGAAAACCAGAAUGGCUACAAAAACAUAUAUUUGGAAACGAGCUUAUUCCAUAUGGACAGGCACUGUUUGAAGAGCUUGAACCGGAAACUCAGGAAAGAGUCAUGCAAACAAUACGCAAAGACUCAAAUACAAACUAUGACAAACUCUUUCUAGGAUAUAGGUUACCUGAGAUGGGCGACCAGAGCCAAAAGGCAAAAAGGACAUGGGAAAUUUGCAACAUACUAGAUGAACAUAAUGCAAAGAUGCAACAACUUCAAGCAGAGGGCAAUGAAGGAAAAAGAAGAGUUAAAAACUCAGUCAGGAAGAAAGUAAAGCUUGGUCCACGUGGGUUCUAUUAUGACAUAUAA